AUGAGUUCAGAGCUGAGAAAAGUGAUUGUGAAGAGGCGUUAUUCUCGUGCUGGGUGCAUCGAGUGUAAACGACGCAAAAUCAAGUGUGACGAAGUGCACCCCACAUGUGGAAAUUGCCAGAGAGUCAAGUUUCCAUGCGUUUACCCUACUCCAAAUCACGGAAACAAACCCCGCCGUGCAAGAGACAUUAAGAAAGAUCCACUACCGACAGUUCCGCUGGAGCAAGAGCCAUUGCAUCACAAUCAUACAAACCAGCCGCCUGACCUUAACCUACUACAUCCGCAUGAAUUGGAUCCGAAUGUAUCUCUCCAUGCUAAUACAGGUGGUAUGCCUACACCUGCCCCAUCAUUAUCUGCUAAUUCAGCUUUAAGCCAUACCAAUGAUGGCCGAAAUGGUUACAAAGGGCUCAGUGUAUCGCAAGGCGGACACCCAUCAAAUCCAUACUCGGGAGGAUUAUCUCCUCUACCCCAGAUCAACACGACCAAUAACAACCUCAAUACUACGCAUUUGGUAGAGUCUCCUUUGCCUCCAAUGAUUAGAUUGCCAGAUGUCGUCCAAGAUGAUGCUCAAUUGGAUAUGCUUCUCUUCGAAAACGUCCUCGAUGAUGCAAAUACCUUAGUGCAUGGCUUGGCAUCUUUUGACGUGUUAGGUGGCGAUAGUCUUCUGCAAUUCUCAGCCCAGAGUACUCCCGAUGGAUCUCAUUUGAAGCCGUUCCACUCCGACAUAAUUCUUAACGAAUCGUCUAACGAGAAUCACUUCUUCAACGAAGCAGAACUUCAGGACUAUCUUCGUUAUGGUACUGAUGUUGAUCGAGACCCCGAUGGACGUAAAUUCUGGGGCUCAAUAAAUGGCCAAAUGCGCGAGCCUUUGUUUCACGAACAGAAUAAAGACCCAACCAAUGAGGAACUUGUCGAACGUGUGAAUGAAACGUAUAAGCUUUCCUCUGAUGAGUUAGAAUACUUCAGGGCUGUUUCUUGUAAGGAGCUUUUCUUGUUCAUAUACCCAUUUGCUCCUACCACCAAAGAUAACGAGAUCAUGCACGUUCUCCUUGAAUAUCUGUUAAUGUUCAAAUACUUGGUUUAUGCCUUGAUAGCAUUGGGUGCUUCAUGUCUUUUCACGAUCACAAAGAAUCCAAAGCAUGAUAGAAACCAGAAGAGGUCAACUGCAAUUUGCAUGAAGCUUUUGGUCCAAGCUUUCACAGAUUUAAAAAAUAACGAAGAUUCACUUCGACAUAUCGAGGGCCUCAUAUUAACUGUUCUUAUACUUACCACCCUUUUCAUCGACGACCCACACUUAGAAGGACAUGAUGGCUUCGUUCACCAGCAUAUAUUACGAAAGCUUGGUGUCCUCAUACCUGCUUCAACAACUCAUUCCGGCUUUAAUCUUUUUCUGACUCUCACCAGUGAAUGUUCACUGUGCUUGUUCAAGCUUCUAGAUGUUAUUGCGGGAAUGAAUGAGAGUGGGCUGAAACAGGCAAGUCCUGAAGAGGUUUGUGAGGUCCUUGCGCUGCUUCAACGUGUCUCACGACAGCAAAUAAUACCAAAUUUGACACCAGAAGACCAAUUCCUCAUUCCUCGCGAUCAUCCUGCUCAUCCUGAUUUCGACGACUUAUCACGAAAGAUAUUCUUGCCCAGCAGUGCAUACGCUAAGGACACAGAUGAUCCCAGCCACAUAAAAUACUAUUCCUAUUGUGACGUGACCCAGAGAUCUCACUUUUUGGUAUUGAACCUUAGGGUUUUCACAUCACCUGGACUUUUGCACUUACCGAGAAAACAUCCAAUGAUCAAACGGCUUGUGGAGCAGACUUUGAAGCUUAUGUUCUUCUUAAAGCUUAAAUCGGAUCCUUGCUACGACCAGAACUUGGUGGUUGCGGAGCUGGAAAAUUAUUGGCUCUCGAAAUCGCUCUUUGAUUUCAGAGCUAUCAUGAUUCAGCUCCCAUUCCGAGCCACUGUUGACCUUACAGAUAAUGAGGAUGAUUUUGAGAAGCUAGAUCUAUUCUUCAGAGGGUUAGUGAAAUUCGGCGGGGGAAGUGGCAUCGAAGCGGUCGCCAGGGCAAGAAAAAACAGAGAAGCUGCCAGAAUGAGAAAAGAAAACGAGAAAACAAAUGGCAGUAAAGACGAUAUGGAGUACCUGACCGUGUUAUUCCCAAUCUACUAG
This is a messenger RNA of Candidozyma haemuli, 2157 nucleotides long. Its product is annotated as Zn(II)2Cys6 transcription factor domain-containing protein. Lineage: Eukaryota; Fungi; Ascomycota; Pichiomycetes; Serinales; Metschnikowiaceae. Gene Ontology annotation, molecular function: zinc ion binding; DNA-binding transcription factor activity, RNA polymerase II-specific. Bases 1 to 2157 code for a protein of 718 amino acids. The transcript has 2 exons. Gene Ontology annotation, biological process: regulation of DNA-templated transcription. The record is from RefSeq and is a predicted model, not a curated record.